CCCUAUGCCCACCCCCAACGUUCUUCUCCCGAUCGGCUCCACCUGAUCCAUCAUCCCCCGCCGACGUUUCCUUCUUCUUCUGCUUCAUUCACUCCUUACCGCUUCAGGAGGCCGCCGCAUAGUUAGAGAGAGAGAGAGAGAGAGAGAGAGAGAGAGCCCUAGGCGUCUGAUCCCCCAAGCCCUAGGCGUAGGAUUCCACGUCCAUCCAUGGCGCUGGACACGGGGACGGUGGCGGCGGCGGCGGGGAUCGACGAGGCGUACGAGUUCUCCGCGCCCAGGUUCUUCGACUUCAUCACCGAGGAGACGGAGGAUGACGUACGCGCCGCCGAGAGCUGGUUCGAGGCUGCCCGCAGCCACGCCCCCUCGCCGUUCAACCACAGGAUCAAGGAAACGAGGGCGGAGGCCAAGGUCGCGGUCCUCUGCGAUUUCGCGGAAGCCGAGGAGCCGGCUCCGGAGGAGGUGCCCGUGGAGGCGGUAGCAGGAAGCGUCACCGUUCACGGAGCAGAGGCUAUUGAUGGUGCUCCGUGUCCUGAGGCAAUGUCGGAAUCGCCGCCGGCUGAUGAAAUGUCGGGGUCACCUCCGACUCAAGAAGAGAAAGAUGAACCGUCCCAAUCUCUCGAGUUCUUCUCGGCGACGGACCAGACUCAACAAGAGAAAGAUGAAUCGCCCCAAUCUUUCGAGUUCUUCUCGGCGACGGACCAGUCUGUAAAACCAGCAGAUGGUGGUGCUGCCAGCACGCCUAAGAUGCAGACGCGUCCUCCUUCCCCUCCUAUCAAAGUUGCCUCUGCGAUUUCGACAUGUGACAGUUCUUCAGUGAAUACUGGGGGGCGCACGCCGAAGACGGAGGCAAACAUGGGCAGAGCAGGUCCUAUGGCUGCUUCAACGACUGCCAAGAGGAGCGUGAGCAAGGGUGCUCGUGAUUUGGGGACUGGAAAGGCAGCCAGUGCUGGUGCUGAAAUUUCACAAGAAAACCAAGCGGUGAAAAGGCAGAAGCUUGAUGAUGGAAGAGCCAGACAGAUACUGAAUGUCAAGACUAAGGUGCUGCCUCAUAAGGGAAGAGCUCAGUUAGCUGGAAGCAAUGAGGUGAGGAGGUCCCGUGAGGAUAUGAGCUCUGUGAAGGAAGCACUUCCAUAUGUAUCAGCUGCUGAAUUGGUUAAGAAGUUUGAAUCAGGGACUAGAAAGCUGAGCAUUACUCACAGCAGAUCUCGUUCUCAUGAGGAUGCUGCAUUACAGGGAAGGCCUAAGCUGCUUAUGUUAACUAGACCGAAGGAUCCUGAGUUUCAAACUUCCCACAGAGUACGAGCAGUCAAGGUGAAGAGCUCUGCAGAGCUAGAGGAGGAAAUGUUGGCAAAGAUCCCCAAGUUCAGGGCACGGCCAUUCAACAAAAAGAUUGCUGAGGCCCCGUCGUUCCCUCCACUUCCAAGGAAAGCCCCACAGGUCCCCGAAUUCAAUGAAUUCCAUCUUAAAACAAUGGAGAGAGCAACUCGAUAUGCAGACACCUGUUCAGAAGUUUCUUGUGCAGAUACUGUCCGGAGUCAAAAUAAGCCACUGAAAUUGAAGGAACCAAAGCCACCACAACUUCAUACAGCAAUGAGAGUUCGGCCACCAAGUGUGAAGAGUUCUCAGGAACUUGAACUGGAGGAGCUGGAGAAGGCCCCCAAGUUCAAGGCCAGACCACUAAACAAAAAGAUUCUUGAGAGCAAGGGAGAAAUUGGUUUGCCUCCUAAUCCAAAGUCUCAGGUCACAGCUCCCAAGGAGUUCCAUUUCUCUACCGAUGUUCGCUUGGGCCCUCCAUCAGUUGCUGACUUAUUUGACAAGCUGUCUCUUCACUCUGAAUGUUCUUCGAACAGCAACAGGCAAGAUGUGCCCAGAUGCACCAUACCAAACCCUUUCAAUUUACAAACAGAGGAAAGAGGUCAUUUGAAAGAGAGGCAGCUAGAAGCACAGCUCUUGCAAAAGAAGAUGGAGGAGGAAAAGGCCAGGGUUCACAGAGCUAAUCCUUAUCCAUACACCACAGACUAUCCGAUCAUGCCACCGAAACCUGAACCGAAGCCCUGUACAAGACCAGAAGGCUUUCAACUAGAGAGUUUGGUGAGACAUGAACUAGAGCAGCAAAGGCUGAUGGAAGAACGGCAGAGAACGGAGAGGGAAGAGGCUCAGAGGAGAAUCGUCAAAGCUCAACCUGUACUGAAAGAGGAUCCCAUCCCACUUCCGGAGAAAGAGCGGAAGCCUCUCACUGAAGUUCAACAAUUUGUGUUGCAUGUUGAUGAGAGGGCAGUACAGAGAUCAGAAUUUGAUAGCAUGAUAAAAGAGAAAGAAAAGAAUUACAAAAGAUUGAGAGAGGAGAACGAAUUCGCGCAAAAGAUUGAGGAGGAGAAGGCACUGAAGCAGUUGAGGAGAACCAUGGUGCCACAUGCCCGGCCGCUCCCCAAGUUUGACAGACCAUUCCGACCACAGAAAUCGACGAAGCAGGUGACCAGACCAAAGUCUCCGCAGCUUCAGGUGGAUGAGCGAGGGGCAAGGAGGCACGCUCUCAUCAGAUGAUCACCACCAUCCUCCCCUCCAGAUCUCUCCGCCGCUGUACUACACUGAUCGAGUUAUUUUCUUUGCUUUGGGCGGUCAAGAUCAUUCCCGAUCUUGCCGUCGAUCUGUUUGUCGGGUUACUAUGAUUCUUUCUCUGCUGACCCAUGUGUGUAGUCUAGAGCAGGCCAGGGCCCUAAUAACAGCAAUCUUUGUCAGUCCAACACAGCUGACACGGUGUGUGCCCAGAUAGAUAGGAUCGGCGAUCGCCGCUAGUGUGCGUUAGGUUGGUUUGUGUGUGUGCGUGUGUAGUGUGUGUUUGUGUAUUAUGAUUAUCUCGAUUAUGACACUUGUUAAUCACUUAAUCCGAUGAUGAUACCUUCAUAUA
Molecule: messenger RNA, 2908 nt
Organism: Sorghum bicolor (sorghum)
Lineage: Eukaryota; Viridiplantae; Streptophyta; Magnoliopsida; Poales; Poaceae
Product: protein TPX2
Exons: 21
Coding region: 208-2544 (778 amino acids)
Biological process (GO): activation of protein kinase activity; regulation of mitotic spindle organization; mitotic spindle assembly
Cellular component (GO): mitotic spindle; nuclear microtubule
Molecular function (GO): protein kinase activator activity; microtubule binding
Source: RefSeq, a predicted model, not a curated record